Cyphellophora attinorum is the source of this 408-nucleotide messenger RNA. RefSeq lists its product as uncharacterized. The coding region runs from base 1 to 408 and encodes 135 amino acids. NCBI's taxonomy places the organism in Eukaryota, Fungi, Ascomycota, Eurotiomycetes, Chaetothyriales, Cyphellophoraceae. The transcript is spliced from 4 exons. The record is from RefSeq and is a predicted model, not a curated record.
AUGUCAUGCGCCGCCGAGUUCCGCAAUGGCAGUAGUGGCUCAGCCACCAAGUCUUCCCCCGAAUCACUCAAGGCACUCGUCGUCGAAAUCCGCGACCACCCUAGCACGGAGUACUUCUCUGUCACUCCCAGUGCCGGCGUUGCCCCAAAUGGCAAGAGAUUCCUCAAGACGACCUUGAACAUCACCAUGAAACAGGAUGAUCCGAACGAGGAGGGCCAAGAGGCUUUGCUGAAGCUGAGCGUCCGUCUUAACGACCGUCUACAAAAGCUGUCUCCGGAAGAACAUGCUUGGAUCAUGGAAGUGUUCGAGCAAAGCGUCGAGAGUCUUGCGGCAGGCACCAUGGUCGAGGAUAGUUUUCAGAAGGGCACAGAAAACGUCGAUGGGAGUCUCCCAGACUCGAAUUCCUAA